AGGCAUGUUAACUAAACCAGACCCAUAGAGCCGCAAACAGAGACAUUUAGAGACAAGUUUAACUGCCUUUGAAUUUUAAGAGCAUUGAGACAUCAAAAGUUGCGUUACCUGUUUUUCUGAGACAAACUUUGUGUCAAAGAGGAUCAGAAGAAGAAUUCAGAGAAGACAAGAGCGAGGUGGACUUUUCUUGAGUUGAGCCAUGGACUGGAAGACUUUCCAAGCCCUACUCAGUGGAGUGAAUAAAUUCUCCACUGCGUUUGGUCGCAUCUGGCUCUCUGUGGUUUUUGUGUUUAGAGUGAUGGUUUACGUUGUAGCUGCGGAAAAGGUUUGGGGUGAUGAGCAGAAAGACUUUGACUGCAACACAAAGCAACCGGGCUGCUCGAACGUCUGCUACGACCACUACUUUCCCAUAUCCCACAUCCGUCUGUGGGCCCUGCAGCUCAUCUUCGUCACCUGUCCAUCACUGAUGGUGGUCAUGCAUGUGAAGUACCGUGAUGAACGUGAACGCAAGUAUCGUGCCAAGCAUGGUGAAAAUGCCAAGCUCUACGACAACACUGGAAAGAAACACGGUGGACUUUGGUGGACCUACUUGAUCAGCCUUUUUGUUAAGACUGCCAUAGAGAUCAUCUUCCUGUAUAUCCUCCAUUACAUCUACGAAAGUUUCGACAUGCCUAGGUUGGUGAAGUGUGAAGUCCAACCAUGCCCAAAUGUUGUGGACUGCUACAUUGGCCGACCCACAGAGAAAAGGCUCUUCACUUACUUCAUGGUUGGAGCUUCAGCACUGUGCAUUGUGCUCAGUGUUUGUGAGAUUAUCUAUCUCAUCUCCAAACGCAUCAUUCUCUGUGCCAACAUGUUUAAAAGGCAUCACGGAAGCAACACACUGCCUCACGGACGAUACAGAGAUGAUGACAGUAACAGCACUGUUCCCAUGCACAAGCUGGACAGUACACAUGAGUAUAAACCUGAGUCUAAUACAAAGUUUGGGUAUGAGUAUAAACCAGAAUCUAAACCACAGUUUAAAUCUGAGCUCAAGCCAACCUUUAAACCAGCUUAUAGGCAGAGUGUGGACAUUAGAGCUUCUGCUCCAAAUCUCUCAAUACCUAUGUAUAAAAAACAAUCAGAUUUUUCUGGAGGCAUAAAACAGGCUUCAAACCUAAGCCCUCAUGACUCCAAGAAACUGCCAGUCUUGGAUCUUUGUCAAUUUGAGAAAGCUUUACUCCAGAAUUACCAGUGAUUAAGUGUCUCGCCCAUUGGCACAGUGAUGAUUAACUUCCUGUGUCACUGCUACCUGUGAUCAAACCUGGUGUCUUGAUUACCAGCCUAGUUAUUUAGGCUCCAACACAAGCUCAAAGUACUGCCUUAAUGUUACCAUGAUUCUGAAUGAUGACUGAUGGGUUUUUCAGUGGCUGCUACAAUAUGGCAUACAGAUAUUAUAGCAAUAAAUAUGUGAUAUAGGCUAAUACAUACCGUGGGGUGGUUUUCAGCAAAUACUGAUACUCUCAAAUUGGUCAAAUAUUGACUACUUUAUCUGCCAAGUCAAUAGAUUGUAUUUUGGUCUAUCACUAAUUCAAAAAAAGUUUAACUUAAUUAAUGUUCGUCUUAUUUAUUCUUCCCUCUGUAAAGUAUUCCUUACAUAAAGAGAACAAAGGUGAAACCCAUGAAAAAGCUGUGUUAUCAAAUAACCAGGAAUGCAUUCACUAAGAACACACCUUGCGCAAACCCCACCUUCACAAGCACACAAAAAGAUACUGGAUGGAGGAAGUGUGGAGCUGCACUGAAUGUGAAAAUAUGUAAAUGGUUCACAAGUUUACUGAAACUUUGUGUCUCAUUUGCUCAUGUCUUAGUAUUUGUUACAAAGAUCUGGGAAAAAAGGUUUCAUAGUUGAUAUUCAUCAACAAUCACACAUGGAUGGACUCUCUCUGAACUCAAAUUCAAACCUCUGCUGAAAAAACAACAAUGGCCUCAUAAUAUGGUAAAUCAAGAAAACAUGUAACCUCAUCUGUUUUACACUGCUGGUGUAAGAGUUGAGGCUGGCUUUGUUCAGACUUGCUCGUUAUGAUCAGAUAUGACAUUUUUUUAGCUGGGAUUGGUCCUACACAGGGUGCCUUUGUAUCAAAAAGUGAAUCAACGCACUGAAACGUACGUUUUCAAGUUUUUUUUUACAUGCUACUAUUCAUUGUUUUUCAGAAAAAUGGAAGACAAAAAUGUAAAGAGGUUCUUGUCUUGUAUGACGUUUACUAAAAGCGUGACCGUACAGUGUUGUAAAUGCUGGAUUACUUUUAAAUCAAGAAGUUUUAAAAGUUGUGUUUAUUUUGAUACAGUAUGAAUAAAGUAUAUAUAUAUAUAUAUAUAUAUAUAUAUAUAUAUAUAUAUAUA
This is a messenger RNA of Xyrauchen texanus (razorback sucker), 2376 nucleotides long. RefSeq names its product gap junction beta-3 protein-like. Gene Ontology annotation, biological process: cell communication. Lineage: Eukaryota; Metazoa; Chordata; Actinopteri; Cypriniformes; Catostomidae. The record is from RefSeq and is a predicted model, not a curated record. Gene Ontology annotation, cellular component: connexin complex. The coding region runs from base 200 to 1234 and encodes 344 amino acids. The transcript is spliced from 2 exons.